AGGUAGACCCCAGAGAACCCCAGCAACAGCGGUGGGAGGAGCAUAGUAACCUUAUCUGACCCUGCUGCUGCUCCAGCCCUGUUUUAAAAACCUGACAGGCAGAAUGACAUCCAGGCACCGCGAAGACAAUCUCUCCUGCCCCCUCUGUGGAAUUAUCUUCAACCAACCCGUUGUGCUCUCCUGCAGACACAGGUUCUGUAAAACAUGCCUUCAAGACAGCUGGAGUACCCAGGACAGUGAGGACGACUGCCACUUCUGCCCUCUAUGCUGGAGGCGUUCCUCCAUGAAUGAGUUUGUGGUAAACACCAUUCUGGAGAAGACCUGCGAGUCCUUCAGGAAGGAGAUGAGCAUCAGGAAUAACCCUAUGGGGUGUAAGGAACACGGAGAGACGCUCUCACUCUUCUGUCUGGACGAUCUGCAGCCCAUCUGUGUUGCGUGCCAGACGUCGGCGGUACACAAGGGGCACAGGCUCUACCCCAUUCGGGAAGGUGCACACGACUGUAAGGAGGAACUCAAGACCGCAUUGACCCCAUUAAAGGAGAAGCUGCAGCUGUUCAAGAAGGCUAUGGUCGUCUGUGAUCAAACGGCAGAGCACAUCAAGAACCAGGUUGAGCAUACUGAAAGGCAGAUAAAGGAUGAGUUUGAAACCCUUCGCCAGUUCCUGAGAGAUGAGGAGGCAGCCAGAUUGAAUGCUCUGAAGGCAGAGGAGGAUCAGAAGAGUCUGCUUCUAAAGGAGAAGAUUGAGGAGAUGUCCAACGAACUGACGUCCCUCUCAAACACCAUCAGAACCGUAGAGCAAGAGAUGAGGUCUCAGGACAUCCCAUUCUUACAGAACUACAAGGAUAUCAUCAAGAGAACCUGGCAUAUGCCGCUGGAUCCAAAGAUGAUUCCUGGAACUCUGAUUGAUGUGGCAAAGCACCUGGGUUCUGUAAAGUUCAACAUCUGGGACAAGAUGAAGAGCAUCAUUCAAUAUACUCCUGUGACUCUGGACCCCAACACAGCCGCUAGCUGCUUCAUCCUGUCUGAGGAUCUGACUGUGGUCCAGUGCUGCUCCCAGGUCUUCAAGCUCCCAAACAACCCCGAGAGGUUUGACAUCAGUGCUGAGUUACUGGGCUCUGAGGGGUUCUGCUCUGGCCGCCACAGCUGGGAGGUAGAGGUAAAGGCUAACACAUACUGGGUGGUAGGCGUGGCCAGCGAGUCCAUCAACAGGAAGGGCAAGCAUGUGCUGACGCCAGCCGAGGGCUUCUGGACUAUACGCUUCCGCAACGGCGAGCACAAGGCGUGCACGGCACCGUGGGCGCCCUUGACCAUGAUGAGGAAGGAGCCGCAGGUCAUCAGGGUGGUGUUGGACAUGGACAGGGGCAAGGUGACCUUCUUUGACCCCCGGGAGAGGACGCCCCUCUAUACGUUUACAGACCUCAUCUCACCCCGGGUGUUUCCUUACUUCUGCACUGCCUGUAAGGAACACCCACUGAGACUGCUGCCCGUCAGGCUGUCUGCUGCUGUGGUGCUCUAGAGGGCUCCAUGGGGGUUCAUUACUAACAAGCAGUGGAGGCUCAAUUACUUAGACAGAUCCAGUUGAGUUUACUACCUAGUCCAAGAUGAUGAAGGCUGAUCACUUGGGACAGUCUGGAAUAAAGCAUGUAAUGGUCUUAUGUUUGUGAGUAUUAUGUGUCUACAGAUGAUAUACACUGAGUAUACCAAACAUUAGGAACAACUUCCUAAUAUUGAGUUUGCACCCCUUUUGUCCUCAGAACAGCCUCAAUUCGUCGGGGCAUGGACUCUACAGGGUGUCGAACACAUUCCACGGGGAUGCUGGCUCAUGUUGACUCCAAUGCUUCCCACAGCUCUGUCAUGUUGGCUGGAUGUCCUUUGGGUGAUGGAUCAUUCUUGAUACACACAGGAAACUGUUUAGCGUGAAACACCCAGUAGCAGUUCUAAACACUCAAACCGGUGCCACUGGCAUCUACUACCAUACUCCAUUUAUAUUGCCCAUUCACUCUCUGAAUAGCACAUAUACACAUUUGUCUCAAGGCAUAAAAGUAUUUCUUUAACCCAUCUCUUCCCCUUCAUCUACACUGAUUGAAGUAGAUUUAACAAGUGAUUUAAAUAAGGCAUCAUAGCUUUCACCUGGUUUUUGGACAGUUAGUGUAUGUCAUGGAAAUAGUAGGUGUUCCUAUUGUUUUGGACAGUCAGUGUAUGUCAUGGAAAUAGUAGAUGUUCCUAUUGUUUUGGACAGUCAGUGUAUGUCAUGGAAAUAGUAGGUGUUCCUAUUGUUUUGGACAGUCAGUGUAUGUCAUGGAAAUAGUAGAUGUUCCUAUUGUUUUGGACAGUCAGUGUAUGUCAUGGAAAUAGUAGAUGUUCCUAUUGUUUUGGACAGUCAGUGUAUGUCAUGGAAAUAGUAGAUGUUCCUAUUGUUUUGGACAGUCAGUGUAUGUCAUGGAAAUAGUAGAUGUUCCUAUUGUUUUGGACAGUCAGUGUAUGUCAUGGAAAUAGUAGGUGGUCCUAUUGUUUUGGACAGUCAGUGUAUGUCAUGGAAAUAGUAGGUGUUCCUAUUGUUUUGGACAGUCAGUGUAUGUCAUGGAAAUAGUAGGUGUUCCUAUUGUUUUGGACAGUCAGUGUAUGUCAUGGAAAUAGUAGGUGUUCCUAUUGUUUUGGACAGUCAGUGUAUGUCAUGGAAAUAGUAGGUGUUCCUAUUGUUUUGGACAGUCAGUGUAUGUCAUGGAAAUAGUAGGUGUUCCUAUUGUUUUGGACAGUCAGUGUAUGUCAUGGAAAUAGUAGGUGUUCCUAUUGUUUUGGACAGUCAGUGUAUGUCAUGGAAAUAGUAGGUGUUCCUAUUGUUUUGGACAGUCAGUGUAUGUCAUGGAAAUAGUAGGUGUUCCUAUUGUUUUGGACAGUCAGUGUAUGUCAUGGAAAUAGUAGGUGUUCCUAUUGUUUUGGACAGUCAGUGUAUGUCAUGGAAAUAGUAGGUGGUCCUAUUGUUUUGGACAGUCAGUGUAUGUCAUGGAAAUAGUAGGUGUUCCUAUUGUUUUGGACAGUCAGUGUAUGUCAUGGAAAUAGUAGGUGGUCCUAUUGUUUUGGACAGUCAGUGUAUGUCAUGGAAAUAGUAGGUGUUCCUAUUGUUUUGGACAGUCAGUGUAUGUCAUGGAAAUAGUAGGUGGUCCUAUUGUUUUGGACAGUCAGUGUACAUGUUGACUUGAAAGGUAGCAAGUCUUGAAAUAGGUAGACCUGAAACUAGUUAGCAGCCCUAAAAAGGUACAAGUUUGUCCUAGAAUGCCAGAGCCCUUACAACACUGGUGUCUUUUACAAACCUUUAUUUUGAGUUACACCUAAACAAAUGUAUGAAAAUGGAGACCUAGAAUAAUGUUCCCAAUCAUUUCUAUCUACAAUAUUACUCUGAGAAAUUGCUUUAUUACAUAAUAAUAGGGAAACCAUGAUCGCUGACUAAUUGAGAUUUUGAAGAUAUUGUUUAAAUAAUGUUCUUAUGUAUUGGAGUUCCCUAGUCAGGUUGAGCAUAAAACCCCAAUAGUUCCAGGACACACAGGGCUUCCACAGGGUUCCCACAAGGCACAUAAUAUCAAUGUGUGUGAACCUGAGUGGUCAGUCAGUGCAUAUCAUCCAUUACUUCAAACAUGUUACGUAAUCGGGUUAAGUUUUACAUUAAAUAAAUGUAAUCUCGCAAUCGAAACUCCUACAGUUAGUGUUAGGAAUAAGAGGCAUGUUCAGCUGUGGCAUGUUCUAUCAUACUACUAACACACAGGUAGCAACACCUCAUCCAACAUGGACACUCAUAUAUUGCUAAAAACCUGUUCAGUAUUUUGUUCUUUACAUGGUGGCACACUACUAUUACAAGGUUGGGAGCAAAUAGCCUAGAACACAAUCUUCAAGAGACUGGUAUCUCAACGACUGUGGUAUGUUCAGUCCCAGCUCUCAUUGCCUUUACACUCUCAUUGUAACAAACAGACAAAUGCUGUCAUUUUAACAGACAUCCUGGUUUCAUGUGAAAACUUGCUCUGCUCUAUGUGCAUCGUAGUGUUGAAGGCUUGAACGUUUUCAUUUGGCUAAACUAAGAAACAACACAAAUUAAGAAAUACAAAAGGGGGAAAAGCCCUCAUCCAACCUUGUCCUUGGACGUUGUUGAUAGUGUUAAAAGAUGGUUUUGUAACAGUACUAAGGUUUCCCUAUUGAUUGAUCAGUAGCCCUUCAGUCCCCUGAUCUAGACUAGAUCCAGGGAGAAACACUAAUACAUGGAGACUUCAGCAAUAACACUACUUAAAGCCUGCAGGUGUACUGCUUUAUAACGUGUUCUAAGCACAGAUGAGCCUUUAUAAUACUAUGUUAUUUUUCACAACGUAUGAAAAUAUCAACUGACAAAAAAUUGCUGGAUGUUUAGACAGGAUCAUUAUGAGUUGAUAAGACAUUAUAAGGGGUCAUGCAUGCUUAUGACACGUCUUACAAUGCAUUAUAAAGGCAUGAUAAGGCUUUUCCACUCCAGCAUAUCAGUCUCCAGUAUCUGACACCUUGACAGUCACUUUCUUAAAGCCGGUGUGCACUACAUGACUUUCAUGAUCCUAACAUGGCUGAGCCUCUCGCACUAAAUGACCGUCUUUCCUGUAGUAUUUUGUUGUCUUGCCAAAGUAGUGGUGCCACACUAAACCAUGUGGCACAGACAGGGCUCACACACUAAACCAUGUGGCACAGACAGGGCUCACACACUAAACCAUGUGGCACAGACAGGGCUCACACACUAAACCAUGUGGCACAGACAGGGCUCACACACUAAACCAUGUGGCACAGACAGGGCUCACACACUAAACCAUGUGGCACAGACAGGGCUCACACACUAAACCAUGUGGCACAGACAGGGCUCACACACUAAACCAUGUGGCACAGACAGGGCUCACACACUAAACCAUGUGGCACAGACAGGGCUCACACACUAAACCAUGUGGCACAGACAGGGCUCACACACUAAACCAUGUGGCACAGACCGGGCUCACACACUAAACCAUGUGGCACAGACCGGGCUCACACACUAAACCAUGUGGCACAGACCGGGCUCACACGCUAAACCAUGUGGCACAGACCGGGCUCACACGCUAAACCAUGUGGCACAGACAGGGCUCACACACUAAACCAUGUGGCACAGACAGGGCUCACACACUAAACCAUGUGGCACAGACAGGGCUCACACGCUAAACCAUGUGGCACAGACAGGGUUCACACGCUAAACCAUGUGGCACAGACAGGGCUCACA
Molecule: messenger RNA, 5257 nt
Organism: Oncorhynchus keta (chum salmon)
Lineage: Eukaryota; Metazoa; Chordata; Actinopteri; Salmoniformes; Salmonidae
Product: zinc-binding protein A33-like
Exons: 10
Coding region: 104-1516 (470 amino acids)
Molecular function (GO): protein binding; zinc ion binding
Source: RefSeq, a predicted model, not a curated record